AUACUGCAGUGCUCAUAACAUCGCACAUAAUUUGCGCACACCCGCAAUCCAGCCGUUAUCAACCCCAUUUGGACGGUGUCGACAAUCUCGCUCUACCCCUCUCUCUCCCCUCGAGACAAAGAGAAGGGGUCUCUCUCUCUCUCUCUCUCUCUCUCAGAUUUUCUUAUUCCAUGAUCUAAUCACUUUUCCAUGAUCUAAUCACUCAACCCUCCCUAUACAAAUCGAAACGAGUUCGUACAGCUACCCGCAUUCCCUGCAGGAGAUCUGAAACCGAGCGAUCCAGAUCGUCCCCGAAUCCAAUCGGACGAUCGAUCCCGACCGUCGGACAAUGGCGGCAUCGUCGCGGCGCCUCCGCGAGCUCCAAUCCCAGCCCUCCAACAAGACCUGCGUCGACUGCUCCCAGAAGAACCCCCAGUGGGCCUCGGUCUCCUACGGCGUGUUCAUGUGCCUCGAGUGCUCCGGCAAGCACCGCGGCCUCGGCGUCCACAUCAGCUUCGUCCGGUCCGUCACCAUGGACUCCUGGUCCGAGAUCCAGCUCAAGAAAAUGGAGUCCGGCGGCAACGACGCCCUCAACACUUUCCUCGCCCGAUACGGGAUCCCAAAGGACACCGAAAUCGUCAAGAAAUACAACACCGACGCAGCCGCGGUCUACCGCGACCGGAUCCAAGCCCUAGCCGAGGGCAAACCCUGGCGGGACCCGCCCGUGGUUAAGAAGAAACCUCCGUUGGAUCCAGGCCCUAGGAAUAAUACUGUUGCUGGGGGCUGGGAUAGCUGGGAUGAUGACGUCAGAUCGGGGUCGGAGGUGAGGAGGAACCAGUCGGUGAGCGAUUUUAGGAGCGGAGGGGGAGGGGGUGGGGGACCGGCGAGGUCGAGGUCGAGUCAGGAUAUAUAUACGAAGGGGCAGCUGGAGGCAUCGGCGGCGAACAAGGAGAGCUUCUUCGCGAGGAAGAUGGUGGAGAACGAGUCGCGGCCGGAGGGGCUGCCGCCGUCGCAGGGUGGGAAGUACGUGGGGUUUGGAUCGAGUCUGAACCCGGUGGCGCCGAGGAAUGAUUCGCAAGGGGAUGUGCUCUCUGCCGUUAGUCAGGGAUUUGGUAGGCUAUCUAUGGUUGCUGCAUCUGCAGCGCAAUCUGCAGCCACUGUUGUUCAAGCUGGUACAAAGGAGAUUAGUUCCAAGGUCAAAGAGGGGGGUUACGACACCAAGGUGAAUGAAACGGUCACUGUUGUCACUGCAAAAACAACAGAGAUUGGGCAGAAGACAUGGGGGAUAAUGAAAGGUGUCAUGGCAUUGGCGUCACAGAAGGUGGAGGAGUUCUCUAAGGAAGGUACUGUCAGCUGGAAGGCCGACAACUGGCAACGAAACGAAAGCGAGGGCAAUGGAUACUAUCAGGAGUUUUCACAAGAGUCCAAAGGACCUAGUUCCGGUGGAGGGCAAUCCUCAUCCACUGCACAUUCUAGUAAUUUCAGUUCUUGGGAUGAUUGGGAUCAAAAGGACAACAAGAAAGAACAAACUACAAAGCCUGCAGCAGCUAGUAAUGGGGAUGGGUGGGCUGGUUGGGAUGAUGCUAAGGAUGAUGGAUUUGAUAACUUUUACCAAAGCGCAUCCAGUACGAAAACUGUUAGUCACAAUGGAAAACCAGAUUCCAACUGGACCGGAGGCGGCUUUCUCUGAGGUUAGUAUACUAUCACCAACUUUUCUUUGUUUCAUUUAUUUUGGCCGCUUAAUGGCCGAGAAUAGUUUACAUAUGUAUAAUUGUGAACAUUGUGGGUUAAGUGCACAACCCAAAAGGACUAGCGCUGCCUUUGUGUGUGAGGAACAUUGCUGCGACUUCUAAACUUAGGUCGCUUUACUGUAGUUUGUUUUGAAUUUUUUAUUGACUUCUGUGUACUGCACUUUGAUUUGAAAUUUGAAUCAUUAAGUGUUCUCUUAAA
Rhododendron vialii is the source of this 1929-nucleotide messenger RNA. RefSeq names its product probable ADP-ribosylation factor GTPase-activating protein AGD6. The record is from RefSeq and is a predicted model, not a curated record. Gene Ontology annotation, molecular function: GTPase activator activity. Gene Ontology annotation, biological process: vesicle-mediated transport. NCBI's taxonomy places the organism in Eukaryota, Viridiplantae, Streptophyta, Magnoliopsida, Ericales, Ericaceae. The transcript has 3 exons. The coding region runs from base 329 to 1669 and encodes 446 amino acids.